Molecule: messenger RNA, 7558 nt
Organism: Eriocheir sinensis (Chinese mitten crab)
Lineage: Eukaryota; Metazoa; Arthropoda; Malacostraca; Decapoda; Varunidae
Product: beta-1,4-galactosyltransferase galt-1-like
Exons: 9
Coding region: 2211-3617 (468 amino acids)
Source: RefSeq, a predicted model, not a curated record
UACGAGCGAACACAAGUAAGAGUUAAGACAAAGACGCCGCGCGCACCAAGGACGGGAGAUUUGCCGGACCGAGAGAGGUGACGCCGGACUCAUGAAACAACCUAGAGAUGCAUGUUCGCGUACAGGGUGCUGGGGAAGAGAAAACGGUGUGUGUGUGUGUGUGUGUGUGUGUGUGUGUGCGAGACAGGUGACGCCGGGCUCAUGAAACAACCAAGAGAUGCAUGUUCGCGUAUAGGGUGCUGGGGAAAGAAAACGGUGUGUGUGUGUGUGUGUGUGUGUGUGUGUGUGUGUGUGUGUGUGUGUUCGUCAUGAGUCUAAAAUUAUUGGGAAAAGAUGAUCGGAUAAGAAUAUUUGGAAAGAAAAUCACUUAUUAUAUACUUGCUUCGCUAAAAAGGAAAGAGGAGGAGGAGACGAAGAAGGAGGAGAAGGAGGAGGAGGAGGAGACAGCAAAUGAUAAGUAGGUAUAUCAAUCUCUUAAUUUAGCAUCACAACCUCGACAAAAAAAAAACAUUCACGCUCAUAUCAAAAACUGUCCCUUUCCCAGACCAUUCCCUAUAGACAUCAGCUCCAGCAAUAUCUGUCAGCCGGGCGCCGUUCCCUACCAGCUUUCUGUCAGCCACUUUUACGGGUUCAUGGCUACAUCGAACAUUAAUUUUCUCUGCUAUCAUUAAUAAGUCGUUAAUAGGCCAAGAAAAUAGGGGAGUAUGUGGAACAGAAGGGAGGUGAAAAUAGUAGAAAAUAGCUUAGAAGUUGAAGUUGGGUUUUGAGUCGAUAAUUAUACUUGGCAUCUCUUAGUGACAGUGAGCUUGGAAUAUAGCCGUGUGAAAUGAACUUGCACUCACCACCACCACUACGACAAACAUCACCACCACCACCACCACCACCACCACAGUCAUCACAGCAGGAAACGAAGAAGGGGGAAAGUGCUAUAACUGAAGGGAUAAAGGAACAAACCAAACGUGAAGUGAAUGGAAACUGUCACUGAAAAAUUAAAUAAAAAUAUGAUUAUGAGAAUUAUUAACACGUAGUAGCUACAGCCAGAUGCUCUAAAACAAAAAUAUAUAAAUGACUAACAAAAAAAGUGACAGAAAAUAAUAGACCAAAUCUAAAGUGAAGUGAUGAAUGCGAGUCAAACAAAAACAAAAAAAAUAUAAAACUAGAUAAACUAAUACGCAUACUAGACAGAUAAAAUACAUAGGAAGAAAUAUAUAUAAAUUAUGAACGAAAAUUAUAGCAGAAAAUAAUAAACGUAAUGUAAAGUGAAGUGAUGAAUGCAAGUAAAACAAAUAAGAGAUAUAACUAGAUUAAUUGACAUGUAUAACAGAGGCAGACACAAUACAUGCAAGAACAAACAACCGAUGAGAGUAAAUAGACAAAAACAUGAAAGUGAAUGGGACAAAAAUGUGUUAGUGAAAUGAGAAGGAAAAAGAAAGUAAAGCGUGAAAAUAGAACCAGAUUUAAGAAAGGUAGUUAAUCGACGAGAAAUAUGGAACGAACAGAGAGAAAAUUAGACUGUUAGAAGAGAAAUAAAGGAUCAAUAGCCACAAAACUUUGAGUAAGAGUGAAAUAAAACGAAAUAAGAUAAAAAUCGCAUACGGUGUUUGUGUUGAUAAAAAAUAACGGCAGCAAAGAGUAUAAAUAAAAAUGAACAUACAAAAAGGAAUGAAAAUGAGAAAGAAACAAGGAAGCUUAAGUAGGAACAAAUAAUAGUAGGAAUAAGGAGUAAGAAGGAAUGACAGUAAGAAAAUAUAUUAGAAAAAGAAAAAAAUACGAGGGAAAAGUAACAAAAAACGGAACUUUGAAAAAUAUAACAAAAAUAACCUAUCAGAAUUUGUUUAUCUCGGAAAAGGAACAACAACAACAACAACAACAACAACAACAACAAGAGCUACUACUACUACUACUACUACUACUACUGCUACUACUACUACUACAAAAACAAGAAGAAUAACAAAAAGAUAAGAAAGAAAACCAAAAAAAAAGGAGAAGAAAAAAGAAGAAAAAGAGAAAAAGCAAAAGAAAAAAUAUACCUCAAAAUUUAGCUCAACAGAAAAGCAACUUCCCCUUACACACACACACACACACACACACACACACACACACACACACACACACACACACACACACACACACACACACACACACACACACACACACACACACACACACACACACACACUUCUCUCCUCAUCAGCUCAACGCCAAAUGAAAUGAGUUUUUUCAUGAGGCAGGUGUGGCGGUGUCGGGUGCGCGCGAAAAACAGCACCUGUGGCCACGUCCUCAUCGUCGUCGCCUUCCUUGUCUUCACGCUGCACGUCAUCACACAGAGACAGCCGCAGGAUAACACAAGAGAGUUUUCGGUACUGAGGGACCCCCUGCCGUUCCCCAUGCCCCCCGCCCCCCUACAUGACAAUCCACAGGCCAACUUUCAACUGGGGACGCAUGGAGACUGGCAAGAAGCCCAGGGCUCGAACCGGGACUUCUUCCUAUACUCAGCCUACCUCGACCGGCGGGGCAAGAGAAGCCAAGUGGUCAUUGUGGCCAUAGUGAAAAAGAGAAAAAAGGUGACAGGGUGCCGCGUGUGGACUGGUAACACAAGCGUGGAAGUCAACGCCAAAACCAAACUCAUCCACGAAAACUGGAACCUCGUGUACUCGGCCGCCCUGGUGCAGUGUACGGUGCCUAGUGACUCCCGCCCGACCUACGUGUCCCUCCUCUCACAGCCCACGACGCUAAUACCCGUGCAGGACAUGGAAGCCAGGGAGCGCCAGGGCCAAAUGAGCGUGUGCGUCAAACCACUUCACUAUGGCUAUGACCGCGCUCUGUGGCUAGUGGAGUUCAUCGAGCUUUACCGGCUGCUCGGGGCUGACAAGUUCAUCUUCUACAACCACACGAUGGGGCCGAAUAUAGAGGCUGUAGUGAAGCAUUACAUGGACGCGGGGGUGGUCACGCUGCUGCCCUGGUCCCUGCCGGUGAUCACCCAGAAGGAGAUUAGAACUGAGGGCAUAUUCGCGGCUCUCAAUGACUGUAACCUUCGCUCCGUCCACCGCUUCCCCUUCUCGGCCAUGGUGGACUUCGACGAGUUUCUCAUCCCGAGAAAACAUGACUCGCUGCUUGAUCUUCUGGCUUCCUACGGUGACAACCAUAGUGCCUACGUGUUUCAGAACGUCUUUUUCUACCUGUACUGGGAGAACGACACCGCAGUAGCCUACGAGACGCUGAGGAGGGAAGGUGUGACGCCGGUGGAGGGGGAGGGGGAGCCUUACCUACUGACUGCCUUCAAGACUCGCCGAAUGGAUACGCCACACAAGUCCGGCAUUAGGUCCAAAUACAUAGUGCGCCCCGAGAGGGUGGUGGAGCUCGGCAACCAUCACGUGUGGGAGUAUGUGGACGGCAAGAAGAUGAUAAAGAGGGUGCCCCCCGAUGACGCCCUUUCGCACCACUACCGCAUCUGUGAAUACGGCGGAUACGAGUGUCUCAAGCACCCCGCCCACGUGGAUCGCGCGGCCCACGCGUGGCUGACCCGCAUGUACCGCCGCGUGCUGGACAACUGUGCACAAAUCUUCCCUGCCGAUGGGGCGUGUCCAAAGGCGCCGCCGCUGGGCUCACCCUUCUGAUGCUGCCUCGCCCGUAAAAUUCCAGUCCCUAAACGGAGUGCAGAAGCAGUUAAAACUAUUUCAUGGAUCGCAAAACAGUCCAUAGAUAUCCCAGAACGUCUACGAAUGGCUUUUAAAACAGGCGAACUGAGGCGCCGAGAUUAUUAGAAUUCGUGUCAAUGUGGUAACGAUAAAACCGGCUAUAACGCUGAGUUGGAGUCGCUGGUCGAAAGUAAACAACCACACAUACACGCCACACACUCCUUCACACCCUUUUCGCACCCUGGCUCUCCCUGCACCCGCCCGCUGCCUCACCCUGCUGACGGCGGCCCGGGCGGUGCAGGAACGUGGAAAUGUUGGUGUUCGAAGCGCAGCGACUCCUCACCCUUACACUACAGAAAGAAUACUGAGGGAGAAAGGGAAACGGGCAGCUUUUAAGGGGGACUCUGUUAUUAAUUUAACUAUGUAUUUAAUCUUAUUUAACUAUAUUUACGGAUUUAAAUAUCGUUAUUAAUAUUUAACUAGCUGCAUUAUUUUCUAAGGAUAGCUCUGCUGUUUAUUGAACUAUUUGUGCGUCGUUAUUUAACUAUAUUUACGGAUUAAAGUACCUAUUAAUUUAUUGAUAUGACUUGCAGUAUUUUCUAUUUGCUAUACAUUUAUUUGAUCUCCGAUAUGUUAAUUUUUGUCCAUUUUUUCAGUUGUAUUUACAUGUCAAAUACCAACAUAUAUUUGAUCAAACAUUUUUUGCUUGUUUGUUUACUGAAUGAUAAGCUCUUCAUUUAACUCCUUUUCUUAUCUAUUCAUGUAACUGUCUAAUAAUGUUCUACUAUAUUGUCUGGUGAAAAAAUAAAUAGAGAUAUAUAUGAGUAGACAAUUAAACAGAUAACUCAUAUAGCCUAAUAGUCGCCAUUGAUUGGUAAUAAUAUAUUCAAAAGAUCUUAAGAGAGGCGACUAUCAACGGAUUGAUUCCUAUACCAAUAAACAGAAAGGUGAAAAGAUGGAUAAACGAAAAAUUAAAUAUAGGUUGUGUUAGGCUACUUCUAAAUGAAACAGAUAAUCAGGAACACGGAAUACUUUAAUCUGUAGCAUACGGGUUAAACAGAUUUAUUAAACAACCAUUAUUAUUAUUAUGUAUUAUUAUUAUUAUUAUUAUUAUUAUUAUUAUUAUUAUGUAUUAUUAUUAUUAUUACUGGAUACACUCGGAAUACAUUCAUGAAGCUCUAAAACCAUCUCACGUAUAAUAUUUAUCACUACAACUGCGAUAAUUUAGAUAUAUAAGCUAAAUUUCCUAAGCGUCGUAUUACUAUUUAUAAACAAUUAACAGUCAUGUCGCUGGAUUGGCUUUUUAAUUUCAUCUUUGGGGCGGAGUUGGUCUUAAGAGUUGGAUUUUCACUGGGUUUUACUGACAAGCCAACAGGACACAAGAAAAGGGAAGAAGUAAAAGGUUAUAUAUGUUAAAAAUAAUAACAAUAAAAUGGAAGAGAAGAGCAAGGGAAGUAAGAAAAAAUGGAAAGAAAGUAAAUAAAAGAAUGCCCCUGGCCGAGCUGCGGGCGAAGGACGACGCUUGGCCCAGGCCAUCGCGCCCAGGCAGGAUGGGCCCAGGGGCGUCAGGGUGGAGGUCAUCGCCGGCGGUAAGCGGCUUAUCACCGAGGGCAUGUUGCUCGGCCGGUUGCUGGACAAUGUGGAGUUCCUCCACUUCUCGUUGUUCUGCGACGGCGGCGCCGCGGGCGGCUUCACCAGCCUGCGGUGCAACGGGCGCCCGUGCUGGGAGGCGGCGGCACCCGCGUCGUGCCCCCGGCCUGAUCGGCAGCCACCCCGUGCCUUGGCAGCCCCAGGCCGCCCCCCCCUUGCGGAUGAUAUCCCGACUGUUCCUGAUGAUACCCCAGCAUGCAUCCCCCAGGUUGAUGGUCCCCCUGCCAUUGACGUGGCUCCAGCCGUCACACCCCAGGCUGAUGAAGGCCACACUGCCGACGAAGUGGCCCCAGCCUGCACGCCCCAGGUUGCUUGGCCCACUGUGAUGCCCCCAGCCUCGACCAUUGAGGCCAAUGAUGGGGCAGAAGUCACCGACGUGGCCGCAGCCACCACCACCCAGAGUUGCCGCGGGCGGGUCACGCGCCGCCGGACGGCCAGAAAGACGCCGAGGCGGACGCCCCAGCAGCAGGAACCACCGAGGGGGGCGCCUACGCCCCCUUAUACCUUGGUGGACGCCUUCCUUGACGGCACCGCCAUCAUCGCCGUCGCCGCGUCCAGCAUCCUGGCCUUCUACACCUUCUGGUGACGCCCGUGACCGGAAGAGGCCAGUGCAUGAGGUGGGCCACAAAAUUACGGGCGGGUCUUGUCUGGGAGGAUCGGGGCUCGCCCGUCAACGCAAAACACAUAAACACAUGUACGGAGUUGGAUUUUCACAGUAAUCAAAACAUAUUACAAACUCAGUCGUAAAAAGUUAAAUAAAAGAAUUAACAAUACCAACCAACCAGGUCUUGAAAAAUGGGCAAAAACAAAAAGAAAAAUCGGGCACAUUGUUGUUGAUGAAGACUAAUACCACGUUUACAAUAUUAUAUUACAUUCUCAGUCGUAAAAAUGUUAUAUAAAAAAUCAAGAAAACCAAUUCUCCACGCCUUGAAAAACGGCUUGAAAAGACACACCAACCACUGAAUUCAUGAAAACUAAUUCGACAUUUAAGGACUCAGGCGGUCUAUAGACUUUCGAGGAGUAAAUAGCAAAAUAGUGAGCCUGUUGCAGAGAUGGAAAUUUUAUUGCGGGAAAUGAUGGAAAGUAAUUUGAAAAGAUAGUAUCAAUAAAAUAAGAAAGCAAGUUAGAAUGUAGUAAGCAAGUCAGCAAAAAGAAAACGGGCUUGACAGAUAAAAUAAAACAAUAGCUAGUACAUGAGAAAAAUAGAAAAAUUAAUUUAAAAAGUUAAAUAAGAGAAAAAGCAAUACACCGGAGUCCACAUACAAAAUAACACAAUAUAAACAAGUCAGCCUAGAGAAUGGUCUUGGCGGCCUAUACAAGGAAUACACUAAGAUAUACCAAAAAGGAGUCAGACAAGAAAAGCGAGUCAUCAGCCACAGAGAAUAAUAUACAAACUACUCAACAUGGAAAACAGUCUUGACGGAGAUAAAAGAAAGCGAACGAAGACAACUGAAAACAAACAAAACAAAGUGUGAGCGAGCAAGCACCAGGCACGUAGACGCGAUUUUAAACAGCUACAGUUCAUGUCAUAUUCUUACAAGACAUUCUAGAGGAAACAGAGGUCAAAAAGAAAAGUAUAAAAACGUGAAUACCCCUACGAUAGAAAUGGCCCCUGUCUGAACCUGAACCAUAGCGCAGAGAACAGACAUGAAAGCGGUAACAGGCAUGACUCAACAACCUUUCGACCCUGGUAAAAAAGAUAUUUGGUGUGUAGAGAUGCCACACUAGAUGUAGAGAGGGAGAGAAUAAGGGAAGAAAGACUGAAGCCCAUAACCGCAAGCAUUUCCUCAGGGCUCAAACACACACACACUUGAUAAGGCUUUAGUAGAGGUUGUGUUACUAGUUUCAUGGGUGGAUGUUAGGAGCUUAGUGAUAGUUUAACAAGCCUUGGGAGAGGUAGUUUAGUAUAUCCAUGGGUAGUUUUAUGAGACUGGUGAUAGUUUGACAAGGCUUUCAUUGAGGUUGUGUUAGUGUGUCCAUGAAUAUUUUUAUGAGCCUGGUGAUAGUUUGACAAGGCUUUCAUUGAGGUUGUGUUAGUGUGUCCAUGAAUAUUUUUAUGAGCCUAGAGAGAGUUUGACAAGGCUUUCAUAGAGGUUGUGUUAGUGUGUCCAUGAAUAUUUUUAUGAGCCUGGUGAUAGUUUGACAAGGCUUUCAUAGAGGUUGUGUUAGUGUCUCCAUGAAUAUUUUUAUGAGCCUGGUGAUAGUUUGACAAGGCUUUCAAAGAGGUUGUGUUAGUGUCUCCAUGAAUAUUUUUAUGAGCCUGGUGAUAG